AUGUCAUCGUUCAUACAGUUCCUAUCGGGUUUUGCUUUGCUAGCAACUGUUCUUUAUAGAGGCUGCCUUUCAAAGAAAAGGGAGUAUUUCAUCGCAGCAGUUGAGAUGGAUUGGAAUUACGCACCUACAGGAUUUAACAACCUUAAUGGAGUUCCACUGGAGGACGACAGGUAAACAUUUUGAUCAUUUUUGCGCCACUGUAAUAUUUUUCUUUGCAAAACUUGCAACUGCUAGCAAAACUGAACUUUCAGCAUCGAUUCAAUUCAAAUCUUCAGUAGGACGCUGUUUUUUUCCGAAGCUGCAUUUGUGUUAUUAUUGAUUACUCUCAUAUGAAGAAAGCGAAUUAAAAACUGAUCAAGAGUAAUAUAUAGCUACCAGCCUCUGUCAGUCUGUUUUUUUUUUACCUUUGUUGUAACAUCCUUUGUUAGCUUUUCAGGGGUGCGUGAUCUGGUUCAAUUUUGUUUACUCUGAGCAGAUUUUUUAGCGAAUUUUUGGACGUACCAAGAUUCGAGAAAUUGAAUACCAAUCAAGUCGCAUACUAAUUUAAACACAUUCUCAGACAUUCCCAUUAUCCUGCUUAACUGUCACUAAUUAGAAGGUUAAUAAACAUUUUCGUGACGCGAACCCCCAAAGAUCAUAUCUUGGUCAGAUAUUGUUCGAGCAGCGGUAAAGUUUCCGCACAACCCCAUGCUAUCGUAAAAAAAAAUCUGUUUUCUCAAUGGAAAUGUAUUGUUUUUUUCAUUGUUUUCUCAAUUCAAGAACUGAUUGCAUAAUGUAGUAUGGCCGGGGGCUGUGCGGAAAUUUUACCCAAGCAGAUGCCAACAGAUUAAAUCCAAAGUUGAAACAAAUCCAAUCAGAGAGCCUGAAUUAUUAGCAUUCAAGAUUCAUGAGAAUUGAAUACAAUUCAAGUCUCAAACUGAUUUAAAAGCAUUCUAAGACAUUCUUGUUGUGCCGCAUAAUUUUCCAUAUUUAGAAGUAACGGGAACCGCUUAAAAAUGAUCUUGGUCAGACAUUGCUCUAACACAUGUCAACAGAUUAUAUGCCGAAACUGCUUCAAAAACGAAUUCCAUCCAUGUUUGGCAAGGUUAGCUGAUAUGCAAUCGUUCACGCAAAAUUUGUGCCAGCUUGUCAACCUUCACAAAUCUUAGAGACGCAUACCGGUUAAGAAUUAAGCUUAUCCAUCAUCUUUUAUGUGUUUAUUCAUCGCCACUAAUUACUACAUACUGAUUAGCAUUCACUUCACAGCGCAUCAUUUGAAACAAAGAAACCUUUGAUUAUUACAAACAAGCCGCCUAAAAUAAUUACGUUAAAACUGAUGUGCAGUUAUGCGAGCCCCUAGAUGUAACUGCUUAGCAGAGGUAUUUUGUGGCGAGUGAGUGCGAGAUUUUGUGAACGAGCUUGACAACAGUACACGGUUUUAAAAAGGCAAAGGUUACGCCUCCGUUCAGUGUCUUCUGGCAUCCUCCAAGGGAUUGUCUUGGAGCCCACGUUAUAUCUUUACUUUCUACACAAGCGAUCUUGAUGAGUGUUACUUGACUGCGAUGACCGGAGAUCGCCAUGAUGAGCUAGCCGCGUUUGACCUCAACUUGACACUGUCAUGAUUAGUAUGGACUUCAACGGUUAUGCUAGUUUGGCUAUAUUUUUCAUCACCAUAUUGUUUUUUCUAUUUUGUUAACUUCUCGCAUUUUUCGUUUCCCUUUGGAUUAUCUUUGUAAAACUUUAUCCCCAUAAAGAGUCGAGCGGUGUACAGGUGUGGUUCUCAAUAGAAACUCAAGGCACAAAAUAUAUUUAUCUUUUCGACUCCUAAUGGUUGACAAGGAUGGAGUAGUAGGCAUAAAUAUACGUAUCAUAUGAGCUGAAUUUUCGGAUGAAUUUAUACCAUUGGCCCUGCAAUGCAGAAAUUUUGGAUAAAGCAGCCUUUCGCAUGUUGUGUAAAUGGGACCUUCAAAUAAUCUACUUUUCCUUUCCAGUGAUGGGUCUCAAUUUACUGUGUCAGGCCAUCACAGGAUAGGACGGGUCUAUCGUAAGGUCCUUUACAGAGAGUUCACCGAUGGGACCUUCACGAAGCAAAAACCUCAUCCAAAGUACUUAGGACUGCUUGGUCCCAUAAUAAAAGCUGAAGUUGGUGAUACUCUAGAGGUUCACUUCAAGAACAUGGCCUCAGACCGCCCCUUCACGAUGCACCCGCACGGAGUCUUUUAUGAUAAGGCCUCAGAGGGAGCCCUCUAUAAUGAUCAUACUCAGGGAGACCUGAAAGAGGACGAUCACGUUCAACCAGGUGGGAGCCGUGUUUAUCUGUGGACAAUUCCAGAAACUCACGCACCGACUAAAAGUGAUGAGAACUGCCUCACUUGGGCGUACCAUUCACAUGUCAAACCCACUCCAGAUAUCAACACUGGUUUAAUUGGUGAGUAGUUUACAGUAUCCACUUAUUUCAGUCCGUGGUGAAUAAUGUUGACGGUUCCUAAACCCAGCGUACCUUAAACUCAGUUUUUUUCUUAUGGGGAUUUUGUUUAACACUGUGGUCAGUAUUAUCCCCAGUUUGUUUUCAGUCUUGUAAAAUAUUAACUUUUUCUCUCGACGAACAGGGGCAAUCUUAACUUGUAAGAAGGGAACCUUAGAUGCAAACACUGGGGCUCGAACAGAUGUAAACAAGGAUUUCGUUGUGUUGUUUACUGUAAUGGACGAGAACAAGAGUUGGCUUCUUGAUAAAAAUAUCAAACAAUUUUGCACUGAUCCUGACGGAGCCAUGAAGAAAAAAACAGAUGGUGGAUUUGUAAAAAGCAAUAAAAUGUAUGGUAUCAAUGGCAGAGUGUUUGGUAACUUAGAAGGUCUGGAUUUGUGCCUUGGAGACAAAAUAAGCUGGCAUAUGGUAGGCAUCGGCACUGAUACUGACGUUCACGGAGGUAAUAAUCUUUUAACUUCUGUAAACAGUUUUACCCACAGGUGUCUCUCGUUCUUGAAACUUGUCACUUCGUCAAUUUGUUGUUUAUUUUUUUAAAUUCUAUUAGCUAACGUAUUCCAACGAAUCAUUUGACAAAUCCAAAUUUUUUUCUCCUCGCCUUUUAUUUCCUUCUUGUAAACCUGCUCUUCAGACUUUCAUUGACUCCGCUCUCUUUGCCACACCUUUCUCACUCUAGAUUCUGGAUUUUGUAUUUGUAAUUCCGUGAUUGGUGCAUCCCCAAUUAAACAUAAGGGAAGCAUUUUAGUGGAAAUACUUUAUUUAAUAAAGGGGAAAGUUUCUAAAGAAACUGUGGUACUGCGUCGGUGGGAGAGUAUUGCAGGUAAUUUAGUGUUAACAACUGAGUUGAAAACGUAAAUUAGCCACCGUAAAGGGUGAAAAAGCUGAUGUUUCGAGCGUUAGCCCUUCGUCAGAGCUAUUGCUGUGGGAAAAAUUUAUAAAAAUAUGGGGAAAAAAUCAUCAAGGCAAAAACAAAUUGGCCUUCUUGUUCACGACAUUUAACUUUGUUUGAAUAAUUACGAUAGACCUGCAUAGAGUUUCUUUGAUCUUUUUAGGCCCCAUCGCCGUAAAAUUUAAUAGCACAUAGCGAGUCGGAUAAAGUACUCCGCUGAGCCUGACCAGCCACAACCCCUCGUGCUUCUCCACAGGCUGGUCUCAGAGAAGUGUUUGCCACAAAAGCUUAUCAAAUUCCUAUUUUUUAGUAGAUCUAACAAAGUGGAAAAUGGCUCAAGUCGAACAAUAUAGGGAGGGAGGUUGCUCUCAUACCCUUGAACAUUUGUGUGAUGAAGAGUAAUAAUUACCCUUCUAAAAGUUGUGUUGGACACUUGAGUAACCAUAUAUUGUAUCCAAUCCGCUGCAGCAUAUUUUCACGGCCAGACGUUUACAAUUGACAAACAUCUCAGAAGUGUUGCCACUCUUUUGCCUGCCACGUUUGUGACAGCAAGUAUGACCGCCAUAAAUCCGGGAACUUGGCUCUUGAACUGCAUGGUGACCAGUAACUACGACGGAGGGAUGUAUGCUUUGUUCAACGUAACCAAAUGUGACCGCGACAUUAAAGUACCAAUCGCUAGCGGAGGUCGCACGCGAAGAUACUUUAUCGCUGCCGAAGAAAAGAUGUGGAAUUAUGGUCCUAGCGGAGUAAACCAAAUAACUGGAGAUGAUCUAUUAAAGCCCGGGAGGUAACUUGGAUAGAUUUUUUAAGCGCGGUUAUCAAUAUGUUAAAAGUUUGAGAAAACUGUAAGAUGCUCUUCACAGUCAGGGUAAAUUAAUUCAGUCCAAAUUAGCUUGAUUUGGACAAACGCAAAGGUUCCAUUCUACGUUUUAUUGUAAUUGAAUUGUACCUGGUAGAUAACGAAAACAGACAGAGUUCAACAUCCAAAAAAAUUAAAAGCCACAUUAAGCUAAGUAACAAAGGAAAAAAAGAGGGCGAUAAGUGUGAUAGCAACUUCUUCUAUUUUUUCUGAUGUCACUUUGUUAUCCAAAUGCGUGUUUGCACUAGUGAUUCUUCAAGGUACUUCAUUAAGAGCAACAACAGAAUUGGAGGCACCUACAAAAAAGCUCUCUUUAUCGAGUACACAGACGACACGUUUAUCACUCCAAAGAAUCGCACUGAAGAUGAAAUCCAUCUUGGUUCGUUGGGACCUGUUGUCCGUGGAGAGGUUGGAGACACUAUAAAGGUGGUCUUUCGCAACAAGGUCAGUUUAACGUCGGCUUCACGAAUUAAUAGGCCUGUAAUUAGCUCUACCUAAUAUAUCAGUAGGCGCAUUCGAUUCAUGUAAGUUCACCUAACGGUAACCUUUAUUAAACCAAACUCCUACGAUAAAUGGUGUACAACAUGUAUGUCUUAUCCCAGGCAUUUUCACAAUUUCUAACGUGUUUGCAGCAUCUAUGUACUAAUUCGCGAGCGUGCUUACACAUACAAAAAGAUCAUUCUCUCUCGCAAACAUGAAUGGCGCUCGCUGUUUUUUUGCGAUGUAAAAUGCGCUUACUUAAUGCAGAAUUGCGGAAAAACUUUUAAGUAAUAUAGAGUGUAAAUUUUAGGCGUCAAGAAACUACAGUGUUCAUCCAAUCGGAUUGCUUUAUAACAAAUCUAACGAAGGAGCAUUGUAUGAGGAUGGUACAUCCGGGAAGGACAAGGAUGAUGACGAAAUAAGGCCAAACGGAACGUUUACAUACAAGUGGACUAUACCCGAGGAAAUGGGUCCCAGAGAUACAGACGCACAGUGUUUAACCAGAAUGUACUUGUCAAGUGUGAACCCAACGAAGGACAGAUAUUCAGGUACGCACUGAGUCAUGACAGAAUUCAUGACUGCGUAUAGAUAACGCGGUGGCCUAGGUAUAGCCUACUGGACGUCGUUUUGUGUUUUUCUCUUGGGCAAGACACUUCACUAAUUACUAGUUGAAUUAUUUAGGAAUUGUCACUAGCAGACUGUCAGAGAGAUCUAAGUAGAUGCUGGCGAAGACAGUGGGGGUGGGAGUGGGGGUGAAGGAGAGUAAACCUGCAGUAGACCAGUAUCCUACACGAGAGAGGCAGGCGUGACUCUUAGUCACUGAAAUUUCCAUAAACCAGAAUAUUUUCUAGCAGCUAUAUUUGUGAAUCAAUCUCUUCAGACUCCUCUGUCUCUUCCUUUGAGCUCGAUAUUCAAAUGAAAGUUUUAUACGUAAUACUGAAAAACAUGUGGCGAAAAUUUUCGUUUUGUUCUCUGUAGGACUGAUGAAUUGGCUGAGAUAAGUCGAGUGACGCCCAGUUCCUAGAGGUUUCCUUCUUAGAAGUCUUUCGCUGUAGUUGUUGCCACCAUCAUGGAUGCGCCAUUUUCUCGUAUCUUUAUAAGCUACGGAAUUUAUUGAAUUUUUUAUUUUUCCUGCUUUUAGGUCUUUUUGGUCCCUUGCUGAUCUGCAAGAAAGGAAGUUUGGACUCCAAAAACAAGCAAAAGAAUGUGGAUAAGGAGUUUGUUCUACAUUUUGUUGUUACCUUAGAAAAAAAUUCCUGGUACUACGAUGAUAAUAAGGAACUGGCCGGCGAUCCAUCCUCUAUAGACGAAAGUAUGUAUUCAUUAGGACUGUACUGUAACGUCAUAGGCUUUUAAAAAAUUUUCUUUUGUCAUAUUCUACUUAUCACACGUUGCUUGCUGAGAGAAAGCGCUGGAAAAAAUUGUUGUGUCGCCUUUAUUGAGGAAAGAUUUACUGUGUGAGAGAGCAUGUCAAGUUCUCUGGUUAAUGCUCAGUCUACCAUAAACCUUUGGACAGAUGUCAACAACUAUUUGCAGUACAGAAACGACUUAAACAUGACCUUAUCGUGACCAAAUUAUCGAGCAGAAUGACUCUGCUAUGGUGUACUUUAUUGUAUCUGUCGAUCAACCAAUCGGUCAGGCGAUGAAUCAUUCAAUGAAUAAAUUUUUUACAUUUUACUUCAUUGUAAGGUGUGCCUUUAUCAUGAAAUUGUUGUUGUUUUUUAGGUGACGUGGCUUACAUUAACAGUAACAAAAUGCAUGACGUUAAUGGAUAUGUUUUCGGCAAUCAACAAGGUCUGCGCAUGUGCAAAGGAGACCGUGUGUCGUGGCACAUCAUGAGCGGAAUAUUGAUGCACAGCCCCUAUUUCUAUGGCAACACGGUCACCUUUAAUGGCAAAAGGGCAGAUGCUGUGGGGCAAAUACAAGGUGUGGAUUGUCAAAACAUAUAAACAAGGGGUCAAACAAACAAACCAAUUAUAAAGGAGUAAUACAACGGCCGUCAAAGUUCGGAAUGUUUGCUUCACUGCAAAUAAAAUGACUAGAUACAGAAAAGUGUUUACUCGCAUGAGUUGAAACAUUCUAUCAGUUCAUGCGCUCAUUUGUUGAAAUCUUCAGUCUUCAGUUGUAAAGUACGCCUAAUUCAUGUAGUUGUUGUAAAUAGCCUGAUUUGAAAAGGCAAUGAAAAAAAGGAACAAGUUCAGAGAGGCUGCUUAGCUUUUGAAUUGGCAUCAAUCUUUAUGAGUGAUUAACUCAUUCUAACAAAAUAUUAUUUGUUUUCGAAGUGACCGAAUCUUCAGAAACCACUGAAAAUGUUUUUGUUUGCUGUCCAUAGGAUCUUUCGCAACAGUUUACAUGAGUCCAGAUGACCCUGGGCAAUGGGAAUUAGUUUGCAAGACAACAAGUCAUUUAACUCUUGGAAUGCAAACAAAAUACACGGUCCUUGACAAUUGUGGGAACUCUUCAUCAGAGCAGACUACUGGUAAGGUGAGGCGUUACUAUAUCGCUGCUGUGGAGGAGAUCUGGGACUAUGCACCUACUGGUCGAGACAUCUUAGGAGGAAAACCGCUGGAAGAAAGCGAGUGAGUGGUUCACUGCUGAGAUAAACACCCGAUUGCAAAAACACUUACGCCUAAAAAGCAUCAUCCAUGAACGAUGAGACCUUGCGGCUUCAUGGGAAAUGUUAGCACACUUACAGAAACAGUGCUUCACUUUUUCCAUUAUUCAUGGCAAAUCUUGGUUCAUGAUAAUUCUUUCCCUCCAAGAAAGCGUGGAUGGCUUCUGUCAUUUACCACGUGCAAUUCAACUAAUUGUGGUUAUCAUGUACAUAUGUACCCAUAAAGCCGUUGGGUCUCGUCGUUAGACCUGUCCCGGUUGUGGUAGCUUUUGAGCAAGUUUUGACAUUUGGAGCAGCUUUCUGCGAUUCUAGCAAACUCGAGAAAUUUUUGCCUACAUGAGCAAUUUUGAGCAAAAUGUAAUCAACGAUUUGAUAGAAAACUUCAAUUUAUGCGAGUUUCUUGAAUGUUUAUCAACCUUUGUAACACAUAACCAGUCACUUGACAGCGUUUUGUAGGCCUAUAUAUAUACAAAAGUGGGGGUAGAGUCUACCUUGGCAUAAAGUGCUCAAUGCUGUGGUAGCAGAGCUGGGUAUAUAUAAGUGAAAGAAUCAAAGGGGAUGCAUCGAUUCUCUGUUACUCUGAGUUUCGCGCCUAAGCGCUCGUCAGACAGAACUUGCGGUAUAUAUAUAUAUAUAUAUAUAUAUAAUUAUAGACAGACAUCAAACGAACCACUUGUUUUGUUCCGUUUGACUUAAAACUAAUAACAAAUAGAUUCCACUUUCCAAAAUUUUUGUUCAGCUAAAGAUCUUUAGAAGCUCCUGAAACUUGAUAAAUAUCGCGUUAUAGAUUGUAAUUAUUAUAUAGACCAUCUUAAGUACUUAAUAGACCUUUUAUUCCACAUAUACACUUAUUUUUUCCGUUCAGUCGAUGUAAAUUAAAUUUCUAAUUUCACGUUUAUUUUCAGCGAAGCCAAAUCAUACACCACUAAUGGUCCAAAACGCAUCGGUCAUAAAUACAAGAAAGCGCGUUUCCAUGAAUUUACAGAUGACACCUUUACAACGAAGAAGGAAAGAAAGACUGACUAUGAAAAACACCUUGGAAUUAUGGGGCCAAUCAUUAGAGCGGAGAUUGGAGACACAGUGGAGGUUGUAUUGAAGAAUAUGGCCACGAAAAGUUAUUCGAUUCAUCCCGAUGGAUUAUUCUACAAGUAAGCAAGGACAGCUUGAUAUUCAAUUGACUUGUUUUCUAUUUUCUUAUCGCGGCUCAUAGCCUUGGCAUCAGACUUCACAAUUGCUCUUGAUAAUGUCGUCCGAUCGACUUCACUUGGAACUUUGGAUUGGCCAGAAACGAACUGAAAAAACUAUUAUGGUGAACUUUAACUGAGCGUGGGUCAAGAAAUUAACUCUCUUAUGCAGAUUCUUGUUUUGCGGAGAGCUGUUUUACUUCAAAUUUUUGCUCUAUUAUAUCUUUUUGACAGGAAAAAGUAUGAAGGUUCGAAUUAUCAAGAUGGGACCACAGGGGAUGACAAAAACGAUAACGCAGUCGCCCCUGGGAUGCAGUUCAAAUAUGUGUGGCAAGUCCCUGAGCGAGCAGGACCAACACUGAAUGAAGACGACUGUUUGGCGUGGGCAUACUUCUCUGAUGCACAUGCGGUGACAGACUUCUACACCGGACUGGUUGGACCGCUUCUUGUUUGUAAAAAGGUAUACAAUGAUCCAACAAUGCGGAAAAUGACACUUAAUCAGAGUGCUAAAUUGAAGCUUCAAUUUUGACUUUCUUUGUGUUAAACUUUGCCGAAAAAAAGCGUAUUUUCCGUAUUUUUAAGGGGGCUUUUAUGAUCUUCAGCGAAACAGACAUUCGGGAAAAUGGAAUCUUUUUGUUUUUGAUUUUUCUUUCAACAACAGGGAACACUUACAGAAGAAAAUUCUCGUCGGGGCGUGGAUCGAGAGUUCUUUCUGCUUUUCGCCACAUUUGACGAAAACAGGAGCUGGUAUCUGGACGAUAACAUUAAUGAAUACUGCUCGGAUCCAGGCCCUAUUGAUGAACUGAAGAGCGAUCCUGGGUUCCAAUUGAGCAACCAGAACUACGCAAUCAAUGGUUUUCUGUAUGGAAAUUUACAAGGCCUUGAAAUGUACAAAGGAGAGAAGGUGGAAUGGUAUCUAAUGGGUCUUGGAGACUUGACAGAUGUCCACACAGUACAUUUUCAUGGACAGACCUUCCUUUAUGUAAGACACAGUAAUAACGCCUAUGGGUUGUAUCCUUGAAGAUUAAGUCACCAGUCAUUCUUUAUCGCCUGGGUGGGGUAGGGGAGUGGAGGGGGGGAUUCGAGGAUUUUGGCGGGAUCGCUUAAUUUUCAGGGAGAACGGAGUGGGGAUCAGUCGUGGCCAACAGAGUCUAAAGGAAGGACAAUAUGAAAUUAACCGCCAAUGGGAGGGGGAUUCAUAAGAAUAUAAUAGAAACUUAUAGGGGACGGGGAGAUCAUAAGAAUAUAACAGAAACUUAUAAAGGGGGGGGGAGAUCAUGAGUUGCGUAAAUCAAUAUGGCGGACGGUCACGUUUUUAGAGCUCUUAGAUGCUGGAUCAUUCUGCUUUAUUUCUACGUUUGUUUCUCUGGUGCACUCCUUCCCAAGGCUAAUCCUGACCUCGAUAUAUCUGGUGAUACUCUUCUCUUCAUUUCUCACGGUCUGACGACAGUGAGAAUUCAACCUUUUAACCAUCGGUCACCGAGCUCGCAACAUGCAAAGAAUCUCCAGUUGCCGAAUUCAAGACUUCUACUCCUUGGAUGCCGUUUUGCGAUUAAUUCCUCUCUUUCCUUACUACUCAUUCGUCUCGCAAAUGAUGUUGAACUUCAACCUGGUCCUGUUGGCUCCUCUAGUUCACAUGACAUCCUGUCUGAUCUUCGGGAUUUGUCAACGAAAAAUGGGCUUACAAUUAUUCAUCAAAAUAUCAGAGGCCUCGUGGCGAACAGGGAUAGUCUAUGCCAAAUGAUCGAUGAUUCCAAGCAUAUAGACAUCAUAUCCCUCAGUGAGACUCAUCUAUCGGACAGUGAAGAGGCUCAAGUUCAACUGGAUGGCUAUACGUUCAUUAAUAGACCAAGGAAAACAGGCAAAGGUGGAGGUGUGGGAGUUUAUAUCUCCUCUUCUGUCCCCUUUCAUAGAAGACUAGACCUGGAACGCGAUGGGAUCGAAUGUAUCUGGAUAGAAAUUUUAUUUCCAAAAUCUAAGGGUAUCCUUAUUGGUUUUAUUUAUCGCCCCCGAGUUCUUCAAAGCAUCUUUGUGCAGAUUUUGAAAAUAAACUGGAGUCGAUGCUUUCUGCUGUAUCAUCUGAAAACAAAGAAUGCAUUUUGACAGGCGAUAUCAACUGCAACUAUUUGGUAAGCUCAGACAACAAAGAACUGAAGGCAAUGCUAUUGUCUUUUGGCCUUAAACAGCUAAUCAAGGAUCCCACGAGGGUAACGCAAGAUUCAAAAACACUGAUAGAUGUGAUUUACACAAAUCGCCCUCAGAAUGUUUAUAGUGUUAAAGUCAUUCCCGCCGGCUUAAGUGACCAUGAUAUGAUUGGUUGUGUCCGGAAGCUGCAUAACCAUAAAUUCCAGCCAAGAACCAUCACCUGUCGAAACUAUGCUAAUUAUGAUCCUAUAUCCUUUUGCAAUGAUUUACGGUCCAAUAGUUUCACACCUGUCUUUAAAUCCUCCUGCGUUAAUGAAGCAUGGUCUUUUUGAAGCCAUUCUGAAAGAAUGUAUUGAUAAGCAUGCGCCAGCUAUAAAGAAGAGGAUCAAAGGGAAACUCAGCCCAUGGCUUACACAGAAGGUAAAGCAAGAAAUGAAUACCAAAGAUCAGCUUUUGAGAAAAGCGAGAAAGACAAAUCGUGAAAUUGACUGGUCUUCGUACAAGCGCCAACGAAACAAAGUUAACGGUAUGGUAAAAAUUGCAAAAGCAGGUAUCACCGUGAACUCUUAGAGGAGACUGUGGGUUCACCUAACAAAUUUUGGUCAGCUAUUAAAAAACUAUACCCUACAAAGUCUACAAAGGAACCAGGAGCAGCUUUUCUCGUUAAUGAAGCAGUAGAAACCGACAAAGAGGUUAUUGCAAAUUUGUUCUGCAAAUUCUUCACUGAUGUUGCGCGAUCUCUAAAAAGAAAGAUCUUCCCUCUUUGCAAUUUUGUCUGGAAAAGGCCCCUUACAAUAGACACCCAGCAGCCGCUAGAGAACUUUGAGUUUAGAUCAGUCUCGGAAAAGGUUGUCUUUAAUGCAUUAAAGAGCCUUAAGAGAAAUAAGUCCUCUGGCCUUGACAACUUUCCUUCUGGAAUGUUAAAGGACUCUGCUGAUAUAAUAGCCAAGCCUCUCACGCAUAUAAUUAACCUGUCUCUCGCAACAGGGUCUGUACCUACUGACUGGAAAGCGGCUAAAAUUGUACCACUUUUUAAAUCUGGUUCAAUGGCCGAAAUCGACAAUUAUAGGCCUAUUUCAAUACUUCCCUCAAUGUCAAAGAUCCUGGAGAAAGUGGUAUUUAAGCAGCUGAUGGCUCAUUUUGAACAGAAUGGUCUACUUUCUCAUUUUCAGUACGGCUUCCGUCGCAUGCGCUCUACUGAACUGGCCGUUACUCAUCUUACCGAUGUUAUCAGAAGAGAAGGUGAGAAUGGUAACCUGACAGGCUGUGUUUUCAUCGAUCUAUCCAAGGCGUUUGACACCAUCAGUCACUCUGGCCUCCUGAGCAAGCUUUCAACUUACGGAGUUCGUGGAACAGAACUCGCAUGGUUCACUGAUUACCUUUUCUGCAGAUCACAAGUUGUCCAAUAUAAAGGCGUGCUAUCAGAACCUCAACCCAUUCUCACAGGUGUUCCUCAGGGAAGUAUCCUGGGUCCUAUCUUAUUCAUUAUCUUUUUCAACGAUGUACAUAAACCGCUUCAACACUCGAAGAUUAUCACUUAUGCCGACGAUUCAGUCAUCUAUACCUCUUCUAAAGAUAUUGAUACUAUACAGAGAAGCCUUAGCGAGGAUAUGAAUAACCUGUGCGAGUGGUUUAAAGACAACGAACUGAUCAUUAACCUAAAAAGGACAAGACGGAGUCUAUGUUAUUUGGAACAGCUAAAAGAAUCAACCUUCAAGACAAGGAACUUAAACUUUCUGCUAAUGGGUCACUCAUCAAUAAUACCUCUACCUAUAAGUACUUAGGUGUUCACCUUGACUCAUCACUAAACCUCGCAUCACAUUUUGACCGAAUCUAUAAAAAGCUGCAACCAGAAUCAAUCUCUUGCGAUCAAUUCGUCCUUUGAUCGACCAAAAGUGUGCAGAAUCGAUCUAUAACACUAUGAUCGCACCUAUCUUUACCUAUUGCGGAACACUUGGUCUUAGCUUUCCGGAUUACCGAAAGGAAAUGAUAAAGAACAUCGAACGACGAGGCUUUAAAGUUAUCGGCAAUAGUUCUUUUAAUCCCCAUCCGUGAACAAUUUGAUCAAGCGUAAAAGCUGUCUGUUUGUUUUCGACUGUCUCCUGAAUAAUGUUUGCACACCCUUUAAGAACUACUUCGAAAGGCUGGUUCAUUCUAAGGCCACUAGGAAUAACGGUAUAUCAGUGAAAUUACCCAAAGUUCGUUUAGAAUUUGGUAAAAAGAGCUUCUAUUACCAAGGAGCAAAGACUUUCAACAACCUGCCUGCUGAACUAAGGUCGUUAGAUUCGAGACUGAAAUUUAAGAACAAAUUGCGAGAUUAUUUUAGUUAAAUUCUAUCUAAACGUGGUUAUAGGUAUCUUUUUCAGAGUAUUUUUAUUUAAUUUUUAAUUUUUUCAUUUUAUUGUAUGCUUUUCUAGACCUUAAGAUCAAUGAUUAUAUCUUGUUAAAUUUUAUUUUAUUUAUUUAUUUAUUAUUUUUGACAGGACCCCAAGGACAACAGUGUUACACACUGAUGGGUUUCAAUCCUGUAUAAAAAUUCGUUAUUAUUAUUAUUAUUAUUAUUAUUAUAAGAAUAUAACAGAAACUUAUAAGGGGGGGGAGAUCAUAAGAAUAUAACAGAAACUUAUAAGGGGGGGAGAUCAUAAGAAUACAACAGAAACUUAUGAUAGGGAAGAUCAUAAGAAUAUAACAGAAACUUAUGGGGGGGAGAUCAUAAAAAUACAACAAAGCCUUAAGGGGAGGGGACCAUAAGAACUAAAAGAGCCUUGUGGGAAGGGAUCAUAAGAAUAUCUCAGAACCUCAUGGGGAGGGGGAGUCAGAAUAUAACAGAGCCUUAUAGGAGGGGGAUCAGAAUAUAACAGAGCCUUAUGAGAGGGGGGUCAACAAUACAACAGAGCCUUAUGGGAGGGGGAUCAGAAUAUAACAGUGCCUUACGGGAGGGGGGGUCAACAAUACAACAGAGCCUUAUGGGAGGGGGAUCAGAAUAUAACAGAGCCUUAUGAGAGGGGGAUCAGAUUAUAACUGAGCCUUAUGAGAGGGGGAUCAGAAUAUAACAGAGCCUUAUAAGAGGGGGAUCAGAAUAUAACAGAGCCUUGUGAGAGGGGGAUCAGAAUAUAACAGAGCCUUAUGAGAGGGGGAUCAGAAUAUAACAGAGCCAUAUGAGAGGGGGAUCAGAAUAUAACAGAGCCUUAUGGGAGGGGGAUCAGAAUAUAACAGAGCCUUAUAAGAGGGGCAUCAGAAUAUAACAGAGCCUUAUGAGGGGGGGAUCAGAAUAUAACAGCGCCUUAUGGGAGGGGGAUCAGAAUAUAACAGAGCCUUAUGAGAGGGGGAUCAGAAUAUAACAGAGCCUUAUGGGAGGGGGAUCAGAAUAUAACAGAGCCUUAUGGGAGGGGGAUCAGAAUAUAACAGAGCCUUAUGAGAGGGGGAUCAGAAUAUAACAGAGCCUUAUGAGAGGGGGAUCAGAAUAUAACAGAGCCUUAUGAGAGGGGGAUCAGAAUAUAACAGAGCCUUAUGAGAGGGGGAUCAGAAUAUAACAGAGCCUUAUGAGAGGAGGAUCAGAAUAUAACAGAGCCUUAUGAGAGGGGGAUCAGAAUAUAACAGAGCCUUAUGAGAGGGGGAUCAGAAUAUAACAGAGCCUUAUGAGAGGGGGAUCAGAAUAUAACAGAGCCUUAUGAGAGGGGGAUCAGAAUAUAACAGAGCCAUAUGAGAGGGGGAUCAGAAUAUAACAGAGCCUUAUGGGAGGGGAAUCAGAAUAUAACAGAGCCUUAUGAGAGGGGGAUCAGAAUAUAACAGAGCCUUAUGAGAGGGGGAUCAGAAUAUAACAGAGCCUUAUGAGAGGGGGAUCAGAAUAUAACAGAGCCUUAUCAGAGGGGGAUCAGAAUAUAACAGAGCCUUAUCAGAGGGGGAUCAGAAUAUAACAGAGCCUUAUGAGAGAGGGAUCAGAAUAUCACAGAGCCAUAUGAGAGGGGGAUCAGAAUAUAACAGAGCCUUAUGUGAGGGGGUCAUAAGAAUAAAACAGAACCUUAUGGGAUGGGAUCGCAAGAAAAUAACAGAGCCUUAUUUGGGGAGGGGAAGGUCAUAAGAAUACAACGGAGCGUUAUGGGGAGAGGAUAUUCAGAAUAUUUCAGAGCCCUAUGGGAGGGGAUCAUUAGAAAAUGGCCGAGCCUUACUGAGGGGAGGGGUCAUUAGAAUUCAACAGAGCCUUAGGGGAGGGAGUCAUAAGAAUAUAACAGAGCCUUAUGAAGGGGGGGGGGGCAUGAGAAUACAACUGAGCCUUAUGGGAGGAUCAGAAAAAUUUUAUCUUUACACAACUAAAAAACUUAACCCCCUCCUACCUCUCCCUUUUCGCCCACUUAAAAAAAAGGGUGAAAGGUCUCUUAAGGCCUAUUUACACGGCACGACUUUGUCGCAUGCGACAAGCUUACGACAGGCCUACGACAUGACUUAAGAGUCGUAACCGAGUUGUAGGUUUGAUUUACACGAAACAAUUCGUGUCGUAAGCCUGUCGUAAGCUUGUCGCAUGCGACAAAGUCGUACCGUGUAAAUAGGCCCUUAGGGGAUAUCAAACAGAUGCAGACAAUACUCCCGCUAAACUCAACAUACUUAGGGCCAUUUAUGAUUAGAAAAAAAGUAGAGAACAUUGAUCUAUUGUCCAGGAAAAACACUCGUUGAAAUUUGUCAUUAUUCUCGUACCUCGACCUUCCACAGCCAGUUACACGGCAGGAUCUGAGUUCGAGGUUAAUUUGUUGUCUGAAAGUUGAUUUGUGAAUAGUAAUACGCUUCAACAGAGGAUAACAGAUUGAAAAAAAAAAUUCGAUACCUUAAGUGACUCACUUGUUUUUAUUAUAUUAGGAACCCAUUGAAAGGCUCCUGUUGCAUUGAAUACUUCGACUGUCUAAAACCUCGGCAAACCCUUUCGAAUAUAAGGCUCUUGUUCUCUUAUACUACGUGGUUUCUCAAGCUGGGAUGUUUGGUUCUGUUUCCUUUCUCUCUACCGCAGAAAUCGACCACAAUGCACCGAGAGGACGUUUAUGACAUUUUCCCAGGAGUCUAUGCUACCGUGGAAAUGAUGCCCGACAGCGUAGGAGACUGGUUACUACACUGUCACGUGAACAAUCACUUGGCAGGCGGAAUGGAAACACUUUUCUCAGUCAUGGAAGCGACUGGUAAGUGCUCAUUCUACAUUAGCACGCUCGCUUAGACACUUGUGCAGUGAUUUUAAAACGACACUUACUUGGCUGUUAACUACGCCCUGUUAAGUAAAUGACUUGAUAAUACCUUUCGAGUCUUGUCUUUAAUUCUUUUGUUGUUGUUGUUGUUAGUUAGUUGUAUUUAACGUGUUUAUUGGAAGUUUGAAACUAAUGUAAAUUUAGGGAUUAAAGUGUGAAGUCUUGAUGUUUCUUUUUCCGUUUUUUGUUCUAUAGAUAAGCCAACAGUUUACAGCACGGCUUCCAAAGCAGAAUUCGACAGAAUAAUUUUCACGACCCUACGUGUUUUCAUUUUGUUUUUGCUUGCUGCUUGAUCCCACAGUUCCUGGUUUUUCGAUCAAAACGAGUUUCAGAUGAUGUUUUGAACCCUUGGGUCUUUCUCAAGCAGCUAAGUAAUUCAAACAUUUAACAUAUAAAGUGUGUUACAGUAACCAGUGAGUUUUCACUUCCAUCAAGUGGAAGAAUCUAGACAUUUGUUCUUUUUUAGCUUUCAUAAGCGUCUCGGAGUUUCUCAGGUUUUUAGAAGUUUCAUGGAGUCCAUCGUUUUUUAAACGUCAGAAUGAUCAUUUGGAACACUGAGUAAUUUGUUAGUUCUUUGAAUGGUAUUGUAUUACUUGCAAAUUAGUUGACGUUUGUAAAUUGUAAUCAGCUGUUUUCUUUUAGAGUAAAGGAAAGAGUGCACUUCAAGAUGUUUAAUUCAUUGUUAUUG
This is a messenger RNA of Pocillopora meandrina, 16551 nucleotides long. The record is from the annotation of a GenBank genome assembly. NCBI's taxonomy places the organism in Eukaryota, Metazoa, Cnidaria, Anthozoa, Scleractinia, Pocilloporidae.